GGUCCCGGAGCCGCUCGGUCCCGGUGCCGCUCCCGGUGCCGCUCCCCGCCAUGGCCAAGUGGCUCCGGGAGUACCUGGGCCGGGGGGCCCGGCGCUCCCCCCCGCGCCCCCCCCAGCCCGAUUACAGCGGCCCCGGCAGCCCCGGGGGCCCUCCCGGUGCCGCCCCCGCCGCUCUCCGGUGCCCCGGAGCGUCCCCGCGCCGCCGCCUGGUGCGGGUGGGGGGCGCGGGGCCGGGGGGCGGCCACCGCCGCCUGCAGCAGGGCCCGGGUGAGAGCGAGUACUCGGAGCCCUUCGAGGGGGAGCAGGAGCCGGCGCCCGAGGGCGGCUGCGACGAGGAGGCCACAGGGUGUCCCCGGCAGGGCGAGCCCCGGCGGGUGCGGCCGCGCCGCGGUCCCCAGCUCUACGACACCCCCUCCGAGGAGUGGGACACGGCCGGGGACAGCCCGGGGGGACCCCCGGCCCGCCAGAGCCGCCUGCCCCGCGAUGACGAGCGCCCGGCCGAUGAGUACGACCAGCCCUGGGAGUGGAAGAAGGAUCACAUCUCCCGGGCGUUCGCAGUGCAGUUCGAGAGCCCCGAGCGCUCGCCCAGCCUGUCCCGGCAGCUGCCGCGCUCCCCCCGCGCCCCCAGGCCGGGCUGUCCCCCCAGCCCCCGGCACGUGGACACCUCGCUGCCCCUGGAGAAGCAGGCCUGGUACCACGGCCCCAUCGGGCGCGCGGGCGCAGAGACGCUGCUGGCGCUGUGCCGCGAGGGGAGCUUCCUGGUGAGGGACUGCGAGACCAGCCCCGAGGACUACUCGCUGUCCCUGCGGAGCAGCCAGGGUUUCGUGCACGUCAAGCUGACGCGGACCCGGGAGCAGCACUUCACUCUGGGCCGGGCCGGGGCCGCGUUCCCGUCGGUGCCGGCGGCCGUGGGGCACUACACGGCCCGAGCCCUGCCCGUGCGCGGUGCUCGUCACCUGUCCCUGCUGUACCCCGUGUCCGUGCAGCCCCUGUGACACCCCCGCCCCAAUAAACAGCCCCGUCCCAC
Molecule: messenger RNA, 1027 nt
Organism: Catharus ustulatus (Swainson's thrush)
Lineage: Eukaryota; Metazoa; Chordata; Aves; Passeriformes; Turdidae
Gene: SHD
Product: Src homology 2 domain containing transforming protein D
Exons: 6
Coding region: 51-995 (314 amino acids)
Molecular function (GO): phosphotyrosine residue binding
Source: RefSeq, a predicted model, not a curated record